Messenger RNA from Pseudovirgaria hyperparasitica, 3174 nucleotides. RefSeq names its product SPX-domain-containing protein. Gene Ontology annotation, biological process: phosphate ion transport; monoatomic anion transmembrane transport; polyphosphate metabolic process. The transcript has 4 exons. Gene Ontology annotation, molecular function: phosphate transmembrane transporter activity. Bases 423 to 2993 code for a protein of 856 amino acids. Lineage: Eukaryota; Fungi; Ascomycota; Dothideomycetes; Acrospermales; Acrospermaceae. The record is from RefSeq and is a predicted model, not a curated record. Gene Ontology annotation, cellular component: membrane.
CUUUUAGCCCUUGUUGCCUGUGCACGGGUGGUGUGUGCAGCAUAACGCAGCGAAUCAAAUUGCCAGUCUCGACACGCCUGUUACGCCUCAUCAGCCCUCUCUUGCAGCGAGGUGGAACUGGAUGCCACACACUCUGAGAAUUCAAACUCCGCUAUUUACCACUAAUUAACGUUGCUUUACGCUGUGCAUAUGACACCUUCUGCCUAUCCGCUUGCUGUCACCUUCUCCCCACACCUUCUCCCCCGCGGACAUCGUAUCUGCCCGCUCUGGCUGACCAUUCUCUUCGAAACGGCAGUCUCUCCAGUUCCUACGAACUCCAACCUAUCCCUAAGGCCUCCAGCAAGCUAGCUGUCAGUCCGAGAGAGGCCCUACAAGAGCGCAAGAGGAGGGAGAAGCUAGAGAGGCUUCUUGAGGAGGCUGAGAUGAAAUUCUCGCAUAGCAUCCAGUUCAAUGCCGUCCCGGACUGGAGCAGCCACUAUAUUGCCUACAGUAACCUCAAGAAGCUUAUCUACUCCCUUGAGAAGCAAAUACACCAGAAGAGUGGAGCCACUACGAACGAUGCAGAAUCCUCGCCUUUGUUGGAGGUAGGCUCUAUUGAUGACCCGGACAAAAUCUUCUCCAGCCAUCUGGACCACGAACUGGAAAAGAUAUGUUCUUUCUACAGGCUGAAAGAGCUGGAAAUCUAUGGCGAGGUUGACAGCUUACUGCAAGACGAGGAAAGCUACGAGGAAGAGCAGGAUGACAUGGAGAGUGAAGAUGCUGAAGGGCUAGGCUCGAGCCGACUACUGAGCAAAUCGAACCGAGCCCGACAGCAGAGCAUGUUCAAGAGCUUCUCUGGCUUCGGCAAAGUAAGACGAUCAAGUACAUGGAGUCAAAAGUCGGGGCGCGACGAUGCAGACGACGACGAUAGCGACGAUGAUGCAAAUGAGGGUACCUCUUUGAAAAAGCCAAAGUCCCGAGGCACGAUGGACUCUAUGGAUGAUCUCAGGGUUUCUACCGGAGACAUGUCUUCUUCAAGACGUCGCGACAGCCGGAUCUUUGACGACUAUGCAGAUCAGGCCAUGUCAGCGCUCUACGACACGGGCAUCACACUCAAGAAGCGGACAGUGAGCCACUACGUCAACGUCUGUGAGCUUCGUUCUUUCAUACAAUUGAACAAAACCGGUUUCACCAAGGUGCUGAAGAAGUACGACAAGAUUCUGGACCGAAAUUUGAAGCGACCAUAUAUCCAGCAAAACGUAGACGCGGCGUACCCUUUCCAGCAGUCGACCAUGGAUCGGCUUGGAGAGACACUAAUAAAGAUCGAAGAAGCGUACGCAAGACUUGUUACUCAGGGAGAUGUUGAAGUUGCGAAGAGAGAGCUAAGAUUACAUCUACGAGAACAUGUCGUCUGGGAGCGCAACACGGUCUGGAGAGAAAUGAUCGGUAUUGAGCGCAAAGCUCAGGCUGCCAACAUGGGUCUACGGCAGACCAUUCUCGGACAAGAUACAGAUCCGUCAAAAGCACGACUGCAAGGAGAUGAGGCACAUCUUGAUAUGAAGGAGAUCUCGACACCGGUUGGUCGAUAUACUUGUCCAAGCUGGCUCCUCAGCUCGACGUUCUACACUCUUGUCGUCAUCAUCGCCAUAUUCGUGGUCCUCCUCACGAUACCCAUCAUGGAGAAGCCAGAACAGCAAAACUGUCUGGCACUCGUUGUGUUUGUCAGUUUACUUUGGGCGACGGAAGCUAUUCCUCUCUUCGUCACGUCGCUUCUAGUACCAUUCCUCGCCGUCGUUCUGCAGGUCGUCCGGUCAGAUGAGAAGCCCUAUAAGCGACUAGACGCCAAGCCGGCAGCCUCCUAUGUUUUUGCAGCAAUGUGGACACCAGUCAUAAUGCUAUUGCUUGGAGGCUUCACAAUCGCUGCUGCCCUGUCAAAGUUCAACAUCGCGAAGCGAAUGGCAACAUUCGUGCUGAGCAAAGCAGGUACAAGACCACGAACAGUUCUCCUGACGAGCAUGUUCGUCGCCAUGUUCGCCAGCAUGUGGAUAAGCAACGUCGCCGCCCCUGUCCUCUGCUUCUCCAUCAUCCAGCCCAUCCUUCGCAACCUCCCUUCCGACUCCAACAUGUCCAGAGCACUCCUCCUAGGCAUCGCCCUCGCGUCCAACAUCGGCGGCAUGGCAUCCCCCAUCGCGUCCCCUCAAAACCUGAUUGCCCUACAGAACAUGUCGCCGCCCGUCGGAUGGGGCGCAUGGUUCUUCAUCGCACUCCCCGUCUGCAUCACCAGCAUCCUCCUAAUCUGGGUCCUCCUGCUCCUCACCUUUCAGCCCGGCCGCGGCACAACCAUCGUGCCAAUCCGGCCAAUGAAAGACCGCUUCACCGGCAUCCAAUGGUUCAUCAGCAUCACCACGCUCGUCACUAUCGCACUCUGGUGCGUGUCGCACCAGCUCGAAGGCGUCUUCGGCGACAUGGGCGUCGUAGCCAUCAUCCCCAUCAUCCUCUUCUUCGGCAGCGGCAUCCUCACAAAGGAAGACUUCAACAACUUCCUCUGGACCAUCAUCAUCCUCGCCGCCGGCGGCCUCGCCCUCGGCAAAGCCGUAAACUCCUCGGGCCUCCUGCACGCCAUUGCAAACGCCAUCACCGACCGCACCGAUGGCCUCGGCCUCUACGCCGUCAUGCUCGUCUUCGCCGCCCUCAUCCUCGUCGUCGCUACCUUCAUCAGCCAUACCGUUGCGGCCCUGAUUGUGCUCCCGCUCGUCGCCGAGGUCGGCGCGAACAUGGACGAGCCGCACCCGCGUCUGCUCGUCAUGGCCAGCGUGCUCAUGUGCAGCGCCGCCAUGGGCCUGCCGACAAGUGGCUUUCCGAACAUGACCGCCAUCAUGAUGGAAGACCCCCAGACGGGCCAGCGCUACCUGCAGGUCAAACACUUUAUUACGCGCGGCGUGCCCAGUUCGCUGCUCACGUUUGCCGUUGUGGUCAGUUUGGGGUAUGGGCUUAUGUAUGCUGCUGGCUUGUAGUUCCAUCUUCUUAUGUGAUUUUUUUUUGAUUUCUUCGUUGCUUUCCUCCUUUUUUUUUCUUCUUGGUUUCUUGGUUUCUUGCUUGGAGCGAGGGAGACAAGGAAGGAGAGAGAGAGAGAGAGAGAGAGAGGGAAAGGGAGAAAAGGAUAGAGGGAGAUGAAAGGAGAAGUGUUACCUCCCC